CGAAGCCUCGCGGAAGAAGCCGACUUUUUCCGAGCGCAGCUCUGUAUCGUGACGUCAUAUAAUUAGAGUAAAUACAAAGUAGACGAUGGUGUCAGCGUGUUGUUUGUAGUGCUCUGUGAUUAAUAGUGAAAAAAAAUGGAUAAUGCCGACAUACAGCUGGUGGGGGGGCCGUGCGGCCAACACGGGCCGUAUACGUUCUACAAGGCGUUUAAAUACACGAAAAACGGUGUCAAAAGAAUAGUGACUUUGAGUGAAUUUUUCUUUGUUAAGCUGUGGAUUGACUCGGAUUUGUUGUGCAUUGGUGAAUUGCAGUUGUUAUGGAGUGAUAAAAAUAGUGACCAAGUGCUGGCCAGUUUACGGCUUUACUUCCUUCCAGAGAAUACGCCGGAAGGUCGCAUGGACCACGGAGAGGUAAGCAAUCGAAGGUUACGAUGUUAUCAUCUCCAUCAUCAGGACGAAGUGCUGGCAAUCUCCGAAAAAGUCGUCCUGCGAGUGGAAGAUUUAAUAACUUGGAUCACAGUAGAUGCAGAAUGGACGUGGGGUAGAUUAGCCAAGUGCGAAAAGGACGUAAAAGAUCCGCCAAAAAGCGAGGACAACAAAAACACCAUCGGAUCGCUUACUGAAAGCUCCUUGGACUUUUCGGACGUGGAAAAGGAAAGAAAAGCUUCAGAUUGCAACUCGGAGCACUCGGGACCGCCGGUGGUGAUCCUGAGCUAUCCGCGCUACUGCAGAUACCGUGCAAUGAUGAGAAGAUUAGAAGGUGUCGAGAACGAAUACCUCAAAUACAAAAUUGUAAACGCUUUGGGCGGCUUCACAGCCUACACUAAAAACACACGCGUCCUGUUUUGCAAGGACACUUUCGAUUAUCCCGAAUUAGAAGGUCACGAAUUACUUUGCAACCACCUCGCUCCCAAACUCAAAGGCAGACCCAGAGGCAAGCGGAAAAAACGAAGUGUCUCUCCGGGUUCAGAGAGCAACGAAUCAGAGUCUUCAGUAUCAAAUGUGUUCAAUUCGUCUAAAGAGAAUGGUGCUACUGACGGUGGCAAAAACGGGCUACGGUGCGACAACACUCACCUCAGACGCAGCACAAGAGCUACGGAAAGUAACGAAAGCAAAGAUUUCAUCAAAGAAUUGACUGUUUUCAUGAAAACUAACUAUACGCCUAUAGGAAAAAUACCCUCGUUAGGAUACAAAGAACUCGAUUUGUAUUCGUUUUACACCAAGGUGCAAAAGUUGGGAGGCUACGAUUCGGUCACAGCAAAUCGACUCUGGAAGUCUAUUUUUGAUGAUAUGAGCGGGCACGCUAGUAGCACAAGUGCUGCCACCGUCAUACGAAGACACUACGAAAGGUUUUUGCUGCCGUAUGAGCGCCACGUGAAAGGCGAAGAGUACAAGCCGUUGCCAAUUUCAGAAAGACGAAGACUGAAAAGUAAAACUGGAAGCAGCACCAGCGAUGCUGAAACAAGCGAAAGCACAUCAAGGAGUGGCAAUAGCACUCCAGUUCCGGUUACUCCAACCACUCCAACUGAAAACAAGGAAUUUAAUCUACAAGGGAAGACGUCGUCCUUGCGGAGUGUGCGCGUUAAACCGGAAAGACAGAACAAACAAAUUAGUGACAAGUUGAACAUACAAAACAAUAAUAACGAAGUUAAAACCGAAGACGAAUCCGAGGUGAAAUGUGAGGUAGUGGCGGUCAAAGCUGAAGAAACAGUGCCCGAAAAGGACGCCGAACCGUUGACUUCGGCAGUGGCGCCAAUCGCACAAAAACUCACCCCUGAAAAAUCUCAUUCGCCAGUCGAGGGCAAAGAAAACAUCCCCAUCAAAACGGGGGAUACCCCGGCCAAAAGUCCCGAAGUCAUCGAGGUGCCAUACAAACCCAAAACCCCCGAAAUCAUCGACCUUGAAGCGGACACUUACCCCAAAACCACCCUCCACCAACCAUUCCUCCACGAAGUCAAGAAACGCAAAUUAGAGAUUUUGAAGGAAGGCGGUCUCGAAGUGACACCAGUUCGUAGUUUCGCUCCACCCACGUCAACAAAAGAGAUCCGGCCGUCGGUUAUCCAAACAGCAGGAACGCAAGUAGUCCACAGACCAAUCAAAAAUGAAAUGCCACCGCCGCCGCCAAAACGGCCCCAAAUCGCGAUCCCACAAGCCCUUAGCAUAAGUCACGUUAAACUCGAUCAAAAACAACCACCCCCCAAACCAUUCCCAUACGUUAACGGCAACGUCCCCCCCAAAGUCCUCCAAUCGAAAUCAAUCUACUCAUAUUCGGAAAAAACCGUCUACGGCAACCCCAAAGACCUAAUGCCGAGCACCCAACCAGUCCACACCCCCAAGUUCGUGGGCACGCGAACCGGGGGCGACAUCCUCGACCUGACGGUAACCAGCCCCCAAAAACCAAUAGUCGAAAUCAUGAAAAUACCAACCCCCACGCCACAACCCCCCACGUUCACGUCCCCGUCGAAAGUUCCGUACAAACCGCCACUGAUCGACGGCCGCCGGUUAGGCUCAAACCUUGAAAUAACACUAGUUGGGUCAAAUAAACCAAGCGUUCACCAAUCCUCGAAAUACCUACCGCCACCGUCUCUCACAAACUACAACAUGAGCAGAUACCACCCCCAGAAACGUGUAUCGUCCGACCAUUACACCAACCACAAAAUUCCCCGAAUCGACGAAAACGGAAAGUAUGGCAAACUCCCGCCGGCUCCGGUUUUGUCGACUCGGGAGAACAAGUCGUUGGAACUGAGCGUUCCGCAGCCUUAUGGCUCCAGGAACCACCAAGCGCCAAUCAAAAGCGAGGCCAAAGUGCCGCCGCAGAUGCCCCCGGUGUCCAACGCCAAACAUGUACCGGGUCCGGCGUUUCCGUAUUUGUCUCACUUGUACGAGGGUAAUAAGGGGGUGGCGCCCUAUGUGCCCUUUUUGGACCCGAUUUAUUACACGGCAGCGAUGCAAAGUCUGUACUCGCACAGUCCGCUGACUGCGACCCAUCCAAUGCCGCCGUUCCCCUCGACAACGGAACAUUUAAAGUUGUAUUCGGAUUUGUUGGCGCACAAUUCGCGCUUGAAUUUUCCGUUUCCGAUUGGGUCAGAAGGGAAUCCUUCCAUUCUUAACAAUAACAACAGUUUGAAGAAGCCGUAAACAUAUCAGUUUUGGUUUGUUGUUUCUGGUCUUUGAUGGGCACUUGACGUACGUGAUAAAUUUUUUGAUAAAAAGAAUGACAAUAGUAAAAUAUAUUAUACAUACGUGUAAAAAGGUGUGAUUCGAAUAAGUUGUAAAGUAAAUGUUUAUGAAGAUGUGUAUCAUUUACAUGUUAAUGUUGGACCUUUUUUCUUCGGGGUAGAUGUUGAAUGGAUGUUGAUUUUUUUAUUUUGUCUUUUAAGGAUUUGUUUUGUUUUUUCAAUGACUUGGUUGCCGAUGGGGCAAUGUCACACGAUUUCCAAAUGACUAAGUUGUACAGUUGUUGAAUUUGGAAGAAAGUAUUACUGAUCUUUUGCAAACAAGAAGGAAGAAUUUUAUUUGUUAGGUUUAUGUUGUUGUACAUAUAAAGGCCAGAUAAAAAUUAGUAUCUGUGAUUUUAUUAAAUAAAUAUACCAAAUUACAUUGUAUAUAACAUGAUAAUUCCCUAUUUUCUCGAGUUAGUCAAUUAUUUAAGUUUUUAUAACUAAUGUAAAUAGGUACCAUUUACUUUUAUAAUAAUAUAAGUGUUAGUUCACAAUGUUAAGCGACCGCCAUUAUAAAUAAAACUACAACAAAG
Messenger RNA from Tribolium castaneum (red flour beetle), 3754 nucleotides. RefSeq names its product serine protease H6. Gene Ontology annotation, molecular function: transcription cis-regulatory region binding. The coding region runs from base 136 to 3138 and encodes 1000 amino acids. The transcript has 9 exons. The record is from RefSeq and is a predicted model, not a curated record. Gene Ontology annotation, cellular component: nucleus. Lineage: Eukaryota; Metazoa; Arthropoda; Insecta; Coleoptera; Tenebrionidae. Gene Ontology annotation, biological process: regulation of transcription by RNA polymerase II.